UGAGAUGUUAUGUUUUAGUUGAGUUUUGUUUAGCGUGCCAUUUGUGUGUUAUACUGGUGUUGUUGUAUACAGUUAGAUAGUUAUUCAGUUUGUCCGAGGUGGGAUAUUAUUAACCGUUAACAUCAGUCCGGUUUAUAUCAUGCAGUUAAAGUGACCGGCACAUGCCCAAGAUGAUAAAGAAUCAUUCUACGACGGCUUUACGACAGACGGCGAUCAUGCAACGACAGGAACAGUCGGCACCAUCUGUGACGCCACAACCACCAGCAGAGAAUGCAAAACUCAAGAAGACUAAAAGUUUGAGUCGCGCUCAGAGUAUUAAAGAUUUGCGAGGAACGUUGCCGGCGUCCUGUGAGUUGUCUAUUGAUGACAGGGCCCCCGGAGUGAUUAAAAUCUUCGGCGAUUCCGUGGUUCAUGGUACGCAGUAUAAAAGUGUUCUAGCGUCAACUCGAUCCACGGCGAUUGAGUUAAUCAAACAAGCCCUGGAAAGAUAUGGAUUACCAACUUUCAAUUACCAUGAAUAUGUUCUUUGUGAAACUGUGGGAAAACUGGAACCGGUGCCAAGCGAUCCUGAUAGACCUGCCUGGGUUGUUGUUUGUCAAAGAGCGUUAAAAGACAACGAUAAACCGCUAGAAUUACAGGAAUUCUGGAAACCGACUGACGGAUUCUAUCGUCGAUAUGAACUUCAUAAUAAAUCAGAUAUCAAUACAGAUGUUAAUACAGACGAUACUUCCGGUAUAAAUGAUAACGCGCGAAAAAUUAUGAUGUCUAAAGUGCACGUGGGGGCCAUUCCCAUGUCGUCAUCAUGGAGCGGAAGCAAUAGUAGUCACGAGGCACGACAGGACCCAGAAGGCAAAUCUCUACAGGCCCCGAUGUUUGAUACGAGCAGUUAUAAAGAAAAAAUGUUAACUUUACAAUCAUUAGCUAUGUAUCCAUAUUUAUUAACAAUUCGUGGUUUUCACGUGCAUCAUGAUCUGGUUUUGUAUCCGUUACGCGCCAAAUCUUUAUCUGUCGGUCGAGACAAUUCCAACUCUCCUACGGCAGACAUUGUGUGCUUUGCUCCGGAUAUUUUGGGCAUCCACUGUCGUUUAAAUCCGCGGAGUUACAUCGAUAAAGGAAUCAAUCAUCAGUUGAAAUAUAUGUUUUAUAUCGAACUCGAAGUCAGUCCCGGUGCGCAUGUCGCUAUAAAUGGCCGCCGUGUAGUGGGUAAAACAGAACUACAUUCAGGGGAUUUAGUGGCUCUAGGAAAACAUUAUUUAUUUUUAUAUAAAGACCCCACUAAUGGUUAUGACAUACCGACUAAAUUAUCAUGGUUGUCAUCGCGACCUGAAACCACGGGUAAACGUUCGUCGUUACCUCCAGCACACCGAUCAGCACGUGGUGUCAAGUUCGCGACCUCUGAAGAACUAAAUACGUCAUCAGACAAUCAAACAUCAUUCGAUGUGUCUGAUGAAGCUGUGACAUGGAACGGACCUCCAAAAGACCGACCUUUGACCCUGACAUAUGCUAAAGAUCGUGAGGAAGAAAUAUUGACCGCCAUUGCUGGUUUAAAAUGCCUAAGCAGACGUGACAAUCCUUUGACAGUGGCCAUGUUGUUUAUUUUAUGUCAUGAGUGUGCCGUGAGGAAAUUUACCCGCCAUCAUACGAGAAACAUGUACAGACGACUGUUGGCAUGCAUACAAAACAGCGUUUCAUCGGUGGCUAGAAAUUUAUCGCAACAGAAAUUUGAUUGCAUAAAAUUUAGCAUCAAUACAACACUACAAAAUAGUGACUCUGACCAUCUACGUCAUUUGAUGUACUGGAUGUCCAAUUCUAUUAGUCUCUAUUGUCACAUGGUGAGUUUAGACAAUGAUACUGGAGGAAGUAGUCCCGAACCAGAAGACGAGUCUAGCAGUGGAUUAAAGACCUUUCUCGUGGGACUGGAAGAAAUUGUCAGUUUUUGUUUCCAACAAACAGUGUACUGUAUUACCAAGGUUCUUUAUCCGUUGACUGGUAAAUUUCUGGAUGCCAAUCCAUUUUCUGAGCAUACACCCCAGAAUGCCGAUGGUGUGGGGAAAAUGAUAUUCACUCUGCACGUGGCCUAUGACUUGGCGAAAAGUGUCCAUCUACACGAUGACGUCAGAAGUCAGAUGAUGACGUAUCUCCUGUUUUUCAUAGGCACGUCCUUAUUUAACCGUAUGAUGAAGAAAGAUAGUGGACCAGAAUUCUACAACUGGAAUUUCGGAGUUCGUCUGCAGGCCAACUUGAGUCGUUUGGAGGAUUGGAUUGGAGGGAAGCAUCUUGAAGCCGAUUUUCAUCAAGUUUGUGAAAAACUUUUAAGUUUGUCAAAUCUGCUGGCGACAUCGAGACAGGCAUUGAUUAAGAUGAAUUGGCAGACAAUCCGUGAAGAGUUCAGUCCCCUGAACGAAGUACAAUUAUUGAAGGUUUUACAGGGAUAUCAAAUAGGACAGGGGAGACAAUCCCCAGAUCACUGGUUUCCACAAACAGAAAUCGACCAAACCAAAGAGUUGAAUAUAAGUCUGGCAUCGUAUCCUGUUUUUCUGUUGCCGACCACCGGGCCGGAUGUGACGUCUAUGAAUUUCCCUGAUGAUUUUUACGAGACCAUGGAUCGUCUACAGGCAGCCUUUGGUCUAGAAGAAGAUGAUAGUGAUAGUGGUUUCAGUGUGAGUAACACACCCAGAAUAUGUGAACAAAUAAACAAUAACAACAACAACACGAGUAAUAAAAUAUUCUACAAUAAAGACUCACCACGUGUUCUAGACAAACAUUCUUCUCGUUUUCUAUUGGAUAACGAUCAGUGCUCGAGCAGUCCGAGUUCACCACGUGUUGGACACGUGUUCUCGCCAUCACGUGAUGAAUUAUCGUCUGCUUCGGAUUAUUUUGAAUGUGAUACAGACACCGCAGAUGACAACACAGUUCAAUGGCGGGAAAAUUUAGACGAACAUUUGGAAAUGGAAAAUGAUUUAUCUUUUCGAAAUAAUGAUGCGGUUAUUCCCGAAGAAGACGACAGUAUUACGUAUGCAGAGUUAGACUCUCCUAGCAACGAAACACUGACCAAUAAUGCUCUGGAAAGCACCGAUGGUCUGUAUGUUGAUGUGGCAUCAAAUGGCGGGAAAACGGAACCAGGAAAAAGUCUUCGUGUUCUAUCGCUAGAGGAUUACAGCGGAGGCUCACGUGAUCUAGAACCGACCAAUGGUUUUACGAUGGCAUCACAUGACCAACAGAUACAGAUGACGCCAGGAGAGUUGGGGGAUAUAUUUUCGGUUACCAUGGAGAAAGGGAAUGGCUGCUUAGGUCUCGGUCUAAUAGACGGCUUGUAUACACCUCUACAGUCACGUGGUAUCUAUAUACGGAAUAUAUUAUGUAAUAGUCAAGCCGAGAAAUGUGGUUUGUUGAGAGUAGGUGAUCGUAUAAUGGCCGUCAAUGGUACCAGUGUUGUUGAUGCGAGCUAUCAGAUUGCCAUGGACUACAUCCGGUCAACGGGGCAGGAAAUCAAUCUGGUUGUUGCUAGGUCAGAACGCGACGUCGUUACUAAGAUCCUGGCAUCCAUUUGCUGAAAGAUAUUCUUUUACAUUAGCAGCAGCUGCUUUCUUCUUGGUUAUCAAGACGUCUGAUCACGGAAACUACAGAAAUAUUAUUCGAUCCGAGCAUGAAAAUAUUUUUCGGAAUAUGCCUAAAAAAAAUGACGACUGCGUUUUAACUACAUCGGUGAAUCUUCGGCGACUUCUUUAAACGGGGGGACUUGUUCAUGAUUUAACAGUUGUCAAUGCAAGAUGAGUUCAGAAAAUAACUCACCCAGGUGUAUUUGACUAUCAGAAUGACAAAAACUAUGUAAAGACCUAACAAUUGGAUUGCUUGUGCUAUUCGGUGACUUUGUUGAUCAGUGUUGCACUGUCUGAUGGUUCUAUAGUGUUCACAAAACAGGUGGCUUUGCUGCAAUGGAAGGCUCUAGGCUCAAGAUGGUGUACUCGAUUAAAGAAUGUGCUGAAUGUGGUCGAUGACUAUAUGUAUUAAAUAUCGACCGUAAGGUAAAAUUACUGCAAUACACACAUCUUGUCAAAACUACAAACAGUGAUAUCUUGACUUAGAAUAAAGUAAUUUGAAUGAUAUUUUCAAAUUUUCAUUUUUGAGCUGUUAUAGCAAGAAUGGUCAGCUCUUUAACUAAAUCUUACAUAAUGUAUCUUUAAGAUAAUAUCAUUAUUUAUUGUCAUAUUCACUCCCUAUUUAUCACAUUGUUUUAUUUAUUU
Molecule: messenger RNA, 4244 nt
Organism: Patella vulgata (common limpet)
Lineage: Eukaryota; Metazoa; Mollusca; Gastropoda; Patellidae
Product: ras-associating and dilute domain-containing protein
Exons: 12
Coding region: 162-3554 (1130 amino acids)
Biological process (GO): signal transduction
Molecular function (GO): GTPase binding
Source: RefSeq, a predicted model, not a curated record